AUGAAGAUUAAGAGAGAAGUACCGAAAAAAAUUUCUCAGCUUCCCGUGGAAUUAAAAGAAGUGAUUGAUCAAGCGUCAGAAGCGUCGGAAGAAGAGCUUCCGACGUUAUUAAAUGGAUUUCAGGAAUGGAAGUAUGCACGUGGUGAUUUGUUUCAUUGGGUUGGGUUAUUGAACCGGUUUGAUGGAAUAUUUGAAAGGAUUUGUAAAGAAUAUGCGUUAAAAAAUGUCCAGACAGUUGCUUUUAAUUCUAAGACAAAAGAACUAGUUAUUACUAUUCUUCGGUUUUCAACCAUUCUUUUAGAUAAUUGUUCUAAUAGGAAUAUAUAUAAUUCAUGCAAUUAUCUUAAUGAUCUUUUAUAUAGUACAGAUAUUGAUGUUGUAGAACAUACGCUAUCUCUUUUAUUGAGGCUUGCACAGAGAGUAAGUAGUCAACGAUAUUAUAGGUCCAAUUAUUCUAUUUCUUCGGAAAGAUGUUUGAAGCUUUCUAUGAGUUUACAGCAAUCAUCUCAGGAGCGAGGUACAUCAGAAAUUGAUAUGUUUAAAUUGUUAUCGGAUUCUUAUCUAGCGGACGGAUGCAAAAAUGUCUAUUAUGCAUUUUAUCGUCAUUUAAAUCCUGUCGAAGCAAUUGCAUUGGUUUCAAAUAGUAAGGAUAAAGAGGCGCAAGCAUCCACUCCUACGAAUAAAAGUAAAAUGAAGGAAAAUUCUUUUUCUCCUGUUGAAUCUGUAGAUGAUUUAUUGGAGGGUAUGACGGUGGUUAAGAUUAGUUUUGAAAAAUUUUACAAUAGACAACUUGAAGAUAUUCUUAAUGAUGUUAUAUCUACAUAUAAUAUUCCAGCAGUAAAUCAUUUUGAUUUAAUGUUAAGAAUUAGAUUUGCGAGAUAUGUUCAUGAUAAAAAGAAAAGACAACAGUUAGUUUGCAUAAAGAUUCUUGCUAUAGCUGUUCUAGCAUAUACUGUGCAAGAACAUAUAUUACACUCUCGUUUUUUUAUUUAUGAGCCAGAUAUCACAACUAAUCUUGCUUAUCUUAUUCACCCAGAUAAUAAAAUAUCUAAGGAAAUAGAACUAGUUGCAUUCUAUGCUCUUGAAGCGUUAGCACAUCAUAGACCAAAAUUAAUGGAUGUUCUUUCUGCAUUGAAUGCAUCAGUGAAUCAUGGUGUUUUGAUGUACGUUUUUAGAACAAUGAUAGUAGAAAUGGAAAAUCCUACUUCUACAAAAACGUUUUCGAAAGAAUAUGUUGAUGCUUUGUUUUUACUUAUUCAUUAUUUGACAACUACACAACAAGGAGGAAAUAUGUUAACAUCUGCAGGGAUUAUUCUUUCUCUUAUUCGAUUGCUAAAAAAUAAAGCUCCUAAAGCAAUUAGAGCAGUCACAAAGGCUACUAGUUUACUUGAUCAUUUAACUUACGGGUUCCCUUCUACUUUUAAUGCAUUUUGUUCUGCAAGAGGAUUGGAUGUUUUAGUGGAACGGAUCAAAGAUGAAGUUAACUAUAAUAUUAAGCAGUUUUCUCUAUCUGAUAAGGCUUCGAAAGCUGUCUUGGAACAUUCAAUGUCUCAGGAAAGAUUCAUUAUUUUGAAAACUAUGUUAAAGUUUACUUUGCAUAUGAUGCAAUCUACAGGGACUUCUGAUGGAUUGCGAAAUCUUAUUGAUUCUCCUCUUUUAGAGACCUUAAAGAAUAUUUUCACUUAUUUUGAAGAUUUUGGAUCUUCUAUUAUUACGAUGUCUAUAAAUAUUUUUUCGACUUUUAUUUAUAAUGAACCAACAUCAUAUAGUAUUAUUCAUGAAGUAAAAUUAUCAGAAAUGUUUUUGAAAAUGACUUCUUCAUUAAUAUUACCAUCAGCAGAUGUUAUAUCAGCGAUACCUAGUGCUUUUGGUGCAAUAUGUCUAAAUACCCAAGGAAUGGAGCUUUUUAAUAGUAUUAAACCGUUGCCUUUUUUUUUCAAUAUUUUUACGUCUUCUUUACAUCGUAAAGUUCUACAAGAUAGUCAGAUUUCAGAUAUUUUAGGUGCAUCUUUUGAUGAAUUUGUACGGCAUCAUCCUAGUCUUAAAUCAGAUGUAAUUGAUGAGAUUCUUUCAAUGCUUAAAAGGGUUCUUGAAAUGGGAUCAGAAUUAAUGAGUGUGAUACACAACCCAAAUAUGUUAGUUACAUCAACUUAUAAUGAAUUAAAUUCUCAAAAUGGACAAAAUGAUGUAGUUAUGAAAGAGAAGAAUGAUUAUAUAGAAGAGGACGAACGUGGUGUAAAACGACUUAUAAUUAUUUGGCAUAUUGAUUUUGUUUCAAGAUUUCUUGAAGGUUUUUUUCAAAAUUCUAGUCAUUGUCGUGAAUUUUUGAGAAAUAAUGGACUUAAUAUUCUCUUGCAACAUUAUACGAUUCCUUGUCUUCCCUAUGAUUUUAUAGAUACCUGUGCUGCAUAUUCUUUGUCGCAUUUGUUUCGUACAAUUAGUGAAGUGAAUGUACAAAAUGUUUUAUUAGAUAUUAUGAAGCAUUUUCAAAAAUCCUUAAGCAAAUUAGAUAUUCUGUUAGAACAUAAGGGUAUCGAAUGUUUCUUCGAAAGAUAUUUAAAAAUACUUCCAUCAGGAUUAGAGUUUAUUUCCGAAGGGGACGAAUUUCUAAAAAGUUUAUCUCAAAUUCAUGAUUUGAGUUCUUUACUUUCAGAUAUAUAUGAAUUGCCUAUAUUUUCUCAUGCACGUUCUGCUUUUUCAUUUUUUCAAUUAUUUUUAUCAAAUCCCGAAUUAGAUGGACUUUUAGAGAAAAUAGGUCAUCUAGUUCGUGUUUGUGUAUGGGAGAAUAUUAGGCUUUUGAACGUAAUGCCAAAUAAUUGGGAAGAAGCUACAAGACUUUCAGAUGAUUUAAAAAUUAAAACCAAUGAUAAAGAAAAGAAGGAUUUGAAAUCAGAUAAAUUAAUUGACAAGGAUUCUGAAACUUUUCUUAAUGUAAAAAUCAUGCGUUAUUUACUUGUUCAGAUUCCAACAUCUUUGAAUAAUUUUUUUCAGGGACUUACAAAAAUGUUAAUAACACAUCGAUUUUCUGAUUCUGGGCAACGAAAAACAGCUUUGAAGGUUGCUAAUAUUAUUGGAACAAUUUUAGCUCGGCAUUUAAAAUGGGAAAAACUUGAUGAUGUAGAGCACAUAAAUAAUAAAUAUAUGUAUUGGACUACGAUUCUUGGUUUUAAUCAAGUAGUAAUGUUGGAAGAAAAACAACAGCUUUCUGUGCAAACUAUUGUACUUGUAGCAUUUGAUAAGUCUGGAGGAAUACAGGUUAUGCUACAAAUUUUGAAAAUAUUUUGGCAGGAAGCAGAUAAAUUAUCUUCAAUAACUGAAGUUUCUGAUGAUAUUCGUUCUAUCACAUCUCGUGUAUAUGAUGGAAUUAAAAUCAUUCUUCACUUUUUUAAGGCGAUUACUUUACCUAAAGCGUUGUUAACUUCUCUUCAAACUGUUGGCUUGUCAUCUCGUGAAAAAGAUAAAGAGAAACCUGAUUAUUUUAAUUCUAAUGAGUUUAUUGUUCGGCUUAGGUCAUCCAUAUUUCCGUCUAUUAAAGAUCUCUGGUUUUCUGAUAUUUUAUACAAAAUGCCUUAUUUAAAUGCAAAAUCUCUAAUUCAGAUUCUUAGUCAAGCCUUUAAAACUGAUGGAGAAUUAAGUGAGAAAGCAGAGAAUAGUACAUCAUUAGUAUCAUUUAAUCAUAGAGCAUUAUCUGGUCCUAGUGAAGAUAGGAUUCGUCAGCUUUGUGAUAUGGGUUUUAUAAGAAGUGCUGCUGAAACUGCCCUUGCGCGAUGUGGUAAUCAUUUGUCUACUGCUACUGAGUAUCUUUUGGCGCAUCCUGAAUUGAACCAAGAUGCUGGAACAUCUGGAAGUCAUGGAAAUUCUUAUUUGUCUUCAAAUUAUGCUGUUUCAUCACAAAAUGAACAAAUAAAUAAUAGUCUUAGAGAUGCUAGUACGGAUAUAAAUCAGGAUCCAUCAUUUAUAUCUUUAUUAAAUCCUUCAAAUUCUACGGAGCAAAACAUAUUUUCUAAUGAGGAGAACAGUGAUCGAACUUUUUCUAAUUUGAAUGUUGUAAAAAGGUCGGAAAUGAAUCCUUUAUCUAUGAAGGGUAAAGGAAAAGAUAUUUUAAAAAUGUCUAUUAGAUCCCAUUUAAUUGAAAGGACCCUAUUAUUAUUGAAUAUACAUAAUAAUCUUGUUUUUGAAUUAUCUGGAUUAAUAUUGGAAGCAUUUGCAUAUUCUAAUGAGAAUUCCUGGAGCAUAUAUGUGGUGCAAUCUAUAGUUAAUAAUAUACGUGCAUUGGAAAGUAAAUUUAAAUUAUCUGAAUCAGAUGGUUUACAGGCUUCUUCAAUACUGCACUUUCUCGGUUUAUUAAUUCAUGAUUCUUCCUUCUAUGAAUCGUGUAAAGAUGAAAUUUUGAAUCAUCAAGAAAUUUUUAUCCGUUUUCUUACUUAUGAAAAUGAUAAGCCUUCUCCUUGGAUUGCACCUGCACUUUUAGUGUUUGAGCAGAUUAUAAUAGCAUCUAUACAGCCAAAGCAGCAACCUCCUUUUUCAGUUAAUGAAGAAAGUAUUCCAAAAGUUGUUUCAAAUUUAUUUUUUUCUAUAGAAAAGGAACUGAUUUUUGAUUCAAUAUUAGAAUUAUUUAAAUUAGAGAUUCAGAAGAUGGAUGAUAUAGUUUCACUUCUUAGAGUAUUGAUGAUUCUUACUCGUUCAAAAGAUAUGGUUAACUACUUUUUUGAGAAAAAUGGAAUGCAUUUAUUAUUUUCUAUUAUAAAAUCUAUUUCUGGAAAACAUCAUAGCGAACAUUUACAAAUCUUAAUAAUAACCAUUUUAAGGCAUCUUAUUGAGGAUUUGAAUAUUAUUUAUGCUAUAACAACUACUGAAAUAAAGUCAUAUUUUAAUCAAUCACGUUUUCGAGGGCUAGAUAUUAAUGCUUUUUUAAGAAAUAAUACACAGCUUGCUUUAAGAGAUCCCGAUAUAUUUGUAGAUGUUAUUGAAAAAGAGUGUAAGUUGCUACGUUACGAUUCACAUAAUAGAGUACAACAAAUUGCUUUGAAGGAUUCAGAAUCUUUUGAAAAUCCUGUACAAGAGAUUACAUCUACUGAUCAAAUUCCAUGCAUAUCGAAGCAAUUAUCUCAAGAUGAGGCAUUGGAAACAAAUAAGCAAGAGUAUUUUAACAGUGUUAUUUUUUUCCUUUUAUCUGAAUUACUGGAUUGUAAAGAUAGUUUAGAUCAUGAUGAAUUAAAGCUGUCUGAGUUUAAUGUAAACUCUGAUAUUGCAAACUUCGUAACAAAUAUAGAGCAAAAUAAGACUUCUAAUACCACUUCAAAGGAAAGCGAAUUUAAAGCUGAAGAUCAUCCUCAAUAUAUGUAUAAAUGUUUUUUAUUACAAUGUUUGGCGGAAUUAUUGUCAUCAUAUAAACAUUGUAAAUUGGAAUUUAUUAAUUUUUCAAGAAACUAUUCUUUUAAAGGGAUUGUUAUUCCGUCGAAAAUACGAUCUAUAAUGUUAAGUUAUUUGUUAUAUGAAAUUAUUCCAUAUGGUAGUAUUAAUCCAUCUGAAAAUAUACAAAUUAGAAAGAAAUUCAGCACCUCAAAUUGGGCUAUAUCUGUUAUAAUUUCAUUAUGUGCUUCUACUUCGGAGACUCUUGAUGAAAAGGAUAGACCUGAUAUGAUCUUUGUUCGUAAACUUGUUUUAGAAAGUAUUUCAAAAGCCUUUAGGGAUGCUUCAUGUUCUUUGGAGCCAUUGGAAAUGCGAUAUUCUCGUCUUCUUACUCUUUCGGAACUUUGUUAUAGAUUACUUGUUGCAAGAGCGAAUAUAAAAGGUACUAGCAAUCAUACUUCUGAUGAUCACAAAAAAAUUGCAAAAUUAAUGCUAGAAAAAAAUUUUAUGAGUAUAUUAACUGGAGCGUUGGCUGAUAUUGAUUUGAAUUUUCCGUCAUCAAGACGUUUAGUUAGGUUGAUACUUAGACCAUUAAGAAAAUUGUCUCAAAUUGCUGUCGAGUUAAAUGAAAAUUCGGAAAUUGAGAAGCCUGGUGAUAAUACUAGACAAGAUGAAGCAUUAACCGAUGCAUCUAUAUCUGAACGAGAACCCUUAGAGGAAAGAGAAGAAACUCCAGACUUAUAUCGUAAUUCCGCAUUAGGAAUGUUUCAUGGUGAAAUGGAAGAUAAUGAAGAUUCUAACGAGUUUGAUUCAGAUGAUGAAGAAAUUUAUGAUGAGAUGGAUUUUGAUGAAGAAGAUUCAGAAACUGGAAGCGUAUUAAGUGAUGAAGACAAUGAUGAUAUUGAUAUAGGAAGUCAACAAAAUGGAGAAAUGGAUGUUGAAAUUAUACUCGAUGAUCAAGUAGAUACUGAUGAUGAUAUUAACGAACAAACGGAAUUAGGUUCUAAUGAUGCUGUUGAAGAUCCCAACAGAGUUUCUGGAGAUGAAGGUUUUGAUGCUGAAAUUGAUGAUGAAUCUGGGUGGCAAACUGAAUCUGAACAUGAUCCUCAAAAUAACAUUGAAAGUAGAUCUAAUCAGUUACAUUCGUUGUCUAGUGGUGUUCAGGGAGACAAUGAGGCGGAUGCUGAUGUAUUAAUUGAUGAUGAUAGAGAAGAUCAGGGAGAUGAUGACGAUGAUGAUGAUGACGAUGAUGAUGAUGAUGAUGAUGAUGAUGAUGAUGAUGAUAAUGCAGAAGAAGCUUUAAUAGAAGAAGAACUUCUUCCAAAUGAUAUUGAUGAGAUAGAAGCUAAUGGUCAAUGGGGUUGGAGUUCUAUCGAUGAUAUUACAAAUGAUGAUGAUGAUGAUAAUGGGAUUAGUCGUUCAAAUAGGAGAUCAUGGCUUGCUAUAACAUCAGGAGGGUGUCAUUUUAUUAGUGAACCAAAUGAACAAGCAUUUCGUCGGAGAUCUAGGAUUAAUAAUAUGGGUGAAAGUGGCAUUAAUCCUUUAUUGGUAGAUUCCACAAACAUGUCUCAGAGACAUAUAUUGCAAAGUCGUGAUAGUUUUUCAAGAUCUGAUAGUUUUACAGAUUGGGUGCAAUCUAUAGAACAAUUAAUAGGAGGCGGUGCUGUUCAAGUAUUGGGUGAUGUAAUGAAUAGAGUUAGUCGACAAAUAAGGGGACCUUCGCAACAUGCUAUUAGAGUUGAGGUUAAUACGGGCAAUGGUAGCCUAUUGACACGUGAAGUGGAAAGGAUGUUUGGUCAACGUUCACAAUCAGUUCAACAAAAUCAAAGAUCUUCUAGAGAAGAUCCGAUUACUGCUGUUGCUACGUGGUCUCCAACAUCAACUAGUCAAAGAUGGUUUGAUGAAGCACGUUUAAUUUAUGGUAGUGGUGUUGUAGAAAAAGCAUUGCUGUUGUUAAAUUCAUUAAUGAAUGUACUUGCUCCUCAAGCAAUUAAAGAUGAAAAGAUUCGUAAAGAGAAGGAAAAAAUGUUAGAAGAAGCAAAAAAGAAACAAGAAAUAGCAGGGAAAUCGGUUGAAAAUAAUAGCGGAGAAAAUCGGUUAGAAAACGAACUACCUGAUAAUGAACCUGAAAAAGUUGGGAAUAGCACUGUAGGAUCAUCUAUUAUGGAUGGUGUUGAAAGUACUUCUGCUCAAGCUCAAGAACCUUCAGCAGAAGAGCCUUCUGGAUUGCCUUCACGUGUUACUGUUAUGCUGCGUGGCAAUGAGAUUGAUAUUACUUCAUUAGAUAUUGAUCCUACUUUUCUUGAAGCUUUACCUGAAGAUAUGAGGGAAGAUGUUCUUACCCAGCAUAUUAGGGAUAGAAGAGUUGCGGCAUUAACUAGUCACUCAUCCGAAAUUAGUCCUGAAUUUUUAAAUGCAUUGCCGGAGGAAAUUAGGGAGGAAUUGUUGCAACAGGAGGCUGCUGAUAGAAGAAGAAGAGAGCGAGAACAGCAAGCUCAUGUAUCUAGAAAUAAUUCUGAUGCACCCACUACGGGUCCAAUUGAAAUAGACCCUGUGACUUUUUUGGCUACACUGGAUCCAUAUCUUCGAAGACAAGUUCUUCUUGAUCAGGAUGAUGAAUUUUUAUCACAACUUCCUCCUUCACUUGCUGAAGAAGCAAAUACACUUCGAGAAAGGUCUUCAGGAAGAUUAGGGCAGAUAUUUCAGGUAUCAGCAUCAUCUCAUCAACAAACCAGUAAUGUAACAUCGAAAAAAUCUUCAGUAAAGCACGAAGUAUCACAGCUCCUUGAUAAAGCAGGAGUUGCUACGUUGGUUCGUUUACUUUUUAUUCCUCAGCCUAAUGGUAAAAAUCCUCUUCAUGAUAUAUUAUUAAAUGUUUGCAAAAAUCGUCAAAAUAGGAUUGAAGUGAUAAAUCUUUUGCUUUCUGUAUUGCAAGAUGGAACUAAUGAUUUAUAUGCGGUUGAUAAAAGUUUUUCUCAAAUGUCUCUCAGAGCAAAGAACACUUCUACAUUAAAGUCAACUCCUAAGUCUAAAACAUCGAAAUAUUCUCUUUCUUCUUUUCUUCAAUCAAAUAGAGAAAAUACUCCGAAUUUGGUUACACAGCAAUGUAUAGAGGCUCUUGAAUUUCUUAUUCAAUGGAAUGAAUAUUUACCCUCCUAUUUUUUAAAUGAACAUGAUCAUAUAAUUCGUCCACGACGAUCUAAUUCUCGUAAAGAUAAGGGAAAGGAUAUAAGUACUAAGGGAUCUAAAUAUGCUAUUAACAUAUUGUUAAGUCUUCUUGAUAGAGACUCGAUUCUGCAGAAUUCUAAUAUAAUGGAUCAAUUUUCUCAUUUACUUUCUAUUAUAACUCGACCAUUAAUAGUUCUUAAAAGAAGAGGGAAGCAAGAUUCUGAAUUAUAUAAGAAUGCAGGGUCUUCUCAAGCUCAAUUUGAAAUAAAUGAGGAUAUAGUUGAAGAAAAAAGUGAACAUAAUGCUGACUCUCAUGAUGAUACCGAUGCAAAAUCUGUUGAUAAUAAUAAUAAAGAUCAAGAUAUUAAAAAUAAAAAUAGGCUUGUGUUGCCACCAUAUAUUCCUGAAAACAAUUUAAGGUUUAUUGUGAACAUUCUUACUUCUAGAGACUGUUCUAGCAAAACUUUUCAGCAUACUUUGGCUGCUAUGCAGCAUUUAUCUAUAAUUCCUGGGUCUAAAGAUAUUAUUGGUGAUGAGCUUGUUUGUCAGGCUCAGGCAUUUGGUUCGAAAUUAUUAGGACAAUUGGAUGAUUUGAUUCAACAAAUUCAAAAUGCGUCUUUUGGAAUAGAGUUGCAAGGUGCUGCUUUAUCAGAAUUCUCUCCUCCUAGCUCUGAUCAAGCUAAAUUGUUACGAAUACUUAAAGCUAUUAGUUACCUUUUUGAACAAAAGGAAAAUUCUCAGUUUGCUGAAAUUGAGAAUAAUAAUGAUUUAUUUAGACUUUAUGAUUCAUUGACAUUUCGUCCACUUUGGAAGAAAUUAAGCGCGUGUCUUUCAGUGAUUCAAGAGAGAUCAGAUAUGAUACAUGUAGCAACAAUUUUAUUGCCAUUGAUAGAGGCUCUUAUGGUUAUAUGUAAAAAUACAGCGUUAAAAGAUAUAUCUAAAUUGCCUCAUGGAUCUCGUCAAACAACUCCUUCAGAAGAUUCAAUGGAAUAUAUAUUCUUUUCUUUUACUGAAAACCAUAGGAAAAUACUUAAUCAAAUGGUUCGAAAUAAUCCAUCAUUAAUGAGUGGUUCUGUUUCUCUUUUGGUAAAGAACCCUAAGAUUUUGGAUUUUGAUAAUAAACGAAAUUAUUUUAAUCGAAGACUACAUGAUCGUGGAGCUAAUAGGGAGCAUUAUCCACCUUUACAACUAAAUGUUCGUCGUGAGAUGAUAUUUUUAGAUUCAUAUUUAGCUUUGUAUUUUAAAUCGGGAGACGAGAUGAAAUAUUCAAAAUUAAAUAUUCGAUUUCAUGGAGAAGAAGGUGUUGACGCUGGUGGAUUAACUCGUGAAUGGUAUCAAGCCCUUGCUAGACAGAUGUUUAAUCCUGAUUAUGCACUGUUCAUUCCCGUUGCUGCUGAUCGGACUACAUUUCAUCCUAAUCGAAGAUCAGAUGUUAAUCAAGAUCAUCUUUCAUUUUUUAAGUUUAUUGGCCGUAUUAUUGGAAAAGCUCUAUAUGAUAAUCGAUUGUUGGAUUCACAUUUUAGUCGUGCAGUAUAUAAGAAAAUAUUAGGGAAACCUGUGUCUUUAAAAGAUAUUGAAACACUUGAUUUAGAAUAUUAUAAAUCAUUAGUUUGGAUGCUUGAAAAUGAUAUUACUGAUGUUAUUACUGAGACCUUUUCUGUCGAAACUGAAAAUUAUGGUGCAACAGAAACUGUUGAUUUAGUUCCUGGAGGAAGAAGUAUACUAGUUACUGAAGAAAAUAAGCAUGAAUAUGUCAAAGCUGUCAUAGAAUAUCGGCUUAUUAAUAGUGUUAAAGAUCAAUUGGAUAAUUUUCUUGUUGGGUUUUAUGACAUUAUACCUCCAGACCUUAUUCAAAUAUUUAAUGAACAAGAAUUGGAACUCCUUAUUUCUGGUUUACCAGAUAUAGAUGUUGAUGAUUGGCGUCAUAAUACUGAAUAUUUUAAUUAUACUGCUUCGUCACCACAGAUACAAUGGUUUUGGAGAGCUGUUCGUUCUUUUGAUGAUGAACAGCGUGCAAAAUUGCUUCAGUUUGCGACAGGAACAUCAAAAGUUCCUUUGAAUGGUUUUAAGGAGCUUGAGGGAAUGCAAGGUAUACAGAAGUUUUCUAUUCAUCGUGAUCCUACAUCUAGCGAUCGCCUACCUCAAAGUCAUACAUGUUAUAAUCAGAUAGAUCUUCCAGAAUAUGGGAGCUAUGAGGCACUUCGUUCUGCUUUGCUUACUGCUAUAAAUGAAGGUUCUGAGGGAUUUGGUUUUGCAUAA
Messenger RNA from Pneumocystis murina B123, 10779 nucleotides. RefSeq lists its product as hypothetical. Gene Ontology annotation, molecular function: protein binding; ubiquitin-protein transferase activity. The record is from RefSeq and is a predicted model, not a curated record. The coding region runs from base 1 to 10779 and encodes 3592 amino acids. NCBI's taxonomy places the organism in Eukaryota, Fungi, Ascomycota, Pneumocystomycetes, Pneumocystales, Pneumocystaceae. Gene Ontology annotation, biological process: protein polyubiquitination; positive regulation of protein catabolic process; proteasome-mediated ubiquitin-dependent protein catabolic process. The transcript is spliced from 21 exons.